Trichogramma pretiosum is the source of this 4550-nucleotide messenger RNA. RefSeq lists its product as uncharacterized. Lineage: Eukaryota; Metazoa; Arthropoda; Insecta; Hymenoptera; Trichogrammatidae. Bases 692 to 4441 code for a protein of 1249 amino acids. The transcript is spliced from 11 exons. The record is from RefSeq and is a predicted model, not a curated record. Gene Ontology annotation, molecular function: protein binding.
UAGCCGCGUCUCUUUCUCGCUCGCUCGUGCAGGAUGGUGCAUUGUGUGCUCAGCUCACGCAGUAAAUGGUAAUGAGUUGAUCCCUUCCUUUAGGAAAGCAAAAUAAUGGACUCCCUCCACUUGCAAGACGAUAACGUUCGAGCAAGCGUCGAACAACGCUCUAUUUUUCUUGCCUUCAGAUCUUUUUCCGCGCGAAAACAUGAACACGAGUAAGGUGGCCAGUGAUUAAUCGGCGAUGUGCAUCACAACAUAAAAAUAUCAAUUGUAUUUCACACGCUUAUGCACCAUACAGAAGCAGUUUCUUUCAAACUGCAAAAAUGCGCUUGUUCAACAUUUUGAACGAAGCCAUUGACACUGCCAUUCCCGCGCUCGGAAUUCGAAAAAUCGUUAGACGCGCAACGCUGUUUAAUGUAAAACCGCGACUAGGACCGACUUGCUCCUUCGCAAAGCUAUUGUAAGCCAGUGCGAAUUUUUUCCACCAGCCGAAUCAAAAGAACACAAAUGAUCAUCAAAGCACGUUUUAAAGUCACCUACAGCUGCUUCUGAUUGUUAUUAGUAGUAUAUAUCGUUACUUAAAUUCUAUAUCUUACUUCCCUUUUUUUUUGUAAACAGAAUAAUCACUAGUGUCUUCGUAUAAGUUACAUUGUGUAAUUUAUUCUUUUAAUGAUUAUUGAUAUAUAACUUACCAAAAAUGGAUGACGAAAAAAAAAUAUUGAUCGAUGCCAUUAGAAGAGAACAGGCUUAUUUAAAAUCAGUGAUAAAGGCAGCGGAUCGUGAGGUUUUAGAUCAAAAGUCAAUCGAUUUAUCCGUGGAAUCAAGAAAAAUAGCUAAUGAAUAUUACUGUAAGAAAAAACACAGUUCUGAUGAUCAUCAUACAAUAUUUGAGUUUUACUGCAAGUGCAUUGCCUUUGCACCUAAUCAUUCGCAAGAACUCGCAAUUGGUUAUCAAAAUCGAUCGGCAUUUCUAUUUCACAUCGAAAAGUACGAACAUUGUCUGCAAGACAUAAACAAGGCGAUCAGUUUUGGUUUUUCAACACAGAAAAUAGAAAAAUUAUUGCUAAGAAAAGCUGAAUGUUUAAAAAUACUUGGAGAAAAUAAAGAAAAGAACUUAGAUACAAAAAGUAAACAUGAUAAAUAUGAAAAAGAUAUUUUACAUGCAGUCAAAAUUGAGUGUAAUGAAAAAUAUGGAAACCAUUUGAUUGCCAAAAAAGAUUUUAAUCCAGGAGAUAUUAUAUUUUCUGAGAAAAUUUAUGCUAAGUGUCUGAGUUUGCACAGGAUUUAUACACAUUGUUGUGUUUGCUUAUCAGUUUGUUGGUCUGGUGUUCCAUGCAAAAAUUGUUGCAAUGCCAUGUUUUGUUCUGAUAUAUGUCAAGAAAAGUCUAAACUGUUCCAUGAUGAAGAAUGUUUGCUGAUAACAUCAUUAUUAGAUUUUAAUGAAGAAAUAGUAGAUGAAUAUUCCCUUUCUAUUCGAUUAUUGACUUUAGCAAUUAAAGAAGCUGGAGGUUUAGCUGCACUAAAAUCUGAAUUUCAAGCCAAUUUGAAAUAUGCAGACAAGAACUGGAAAUUUGAUACAGUAGAUAAACAAUACUCUCCUGUGUUUCAAAAUUUAUUUAAAAUGUGUGAUAGUUACACUGUACAGGACACAAAUGAUCUGAAAAUAAUUAUGACUAUACUUGUUUACAUUUUAAAAAAAACUCAUUUGAUCAACUUUUUUAAAAUUAAUUCUCCUGAAGAUAUAUUAACCAACGAAGAUAUUCUAUUGAUUGGCUCUUUAUACAUAAAAUUUGUCAAGAUAAAAGCUGCUAAUGCUUACGAAUAUUCUGAUCCUCUCAUCAACCAACAAAGCUAUUUUCCUGAUAAUUUUGUAACAGAAGGAGAAGAAACACCUCACAGCAUGAGCAAAAUGAGAGGGGUUUGCAUAGCACAAAUAGCUAGUUUAAUUAAUCACAACUGCUUUCCAAAUGUGGGAAGAUACUAUACCGAAGACAACUAUAUUACCAUUUAUGCCUUGCUUCCUAUACAAAAAAAUGAGCAGCUUUUUGUCAGUUAUUGUUCAAUUUACUACUCAGCAUCCAAAUUAGAAAGAUCUGAUUAUCUCAAACCAUAUAAUUUUGAUUGCGAUUGUACAGCUUGUCAAAAGAAUUGGGCGCCUAAUUCUAUCUCAAGAUAUAAUAAGUAUUUGCAGGCACUAAAAGAUAAAAAGGUAUCUUCAUUGGAAAUAGAAAUUUAUGAAUGUGUAUUUCCAAUAAUAGAUAAUUAUCCAGGAAUCGUCAGAGAUAAAGAAAUAAAGACGUUAGCUGAGUCUUUAAAAAAACUUAUAGAAAAUGUUUCUUUACCAAAUCAACUAAUAGAAAUCAUUUAUUAUUAUUUGAAAAAGAUGAUAAUUGCUACAAAUAAUUUCAAGGAACUAGAAAUUUUAGUAUUUUGCAUUGUAAAGUGCCGAUUUUUCUGUAAGAGUGUGAAUUUGAAAUCUUAUUAUAAUAAUUAUUGUAUCAAAAUGGAAAAAUAUGCACCAGUACUCAUUGAAGCUUUGAAAUCGGAUAAAGUAACGACUAUAUUGGACGCGUGGGGUGAUCAAAUACGCACAAAAUCGAGCGAAGCUUUUAUUGAAGCUAAAAAAGAGGGCAACAAACUUUUUGUUUCAAAAGAUCACAAUUCGGAGAUACACGAAAAAAUUUGGAAGCACUAUUCUAAAUGCGUGGCGCAUGCACGAUCUUCAAACGAGUUUGCUCUUGCCUAUGGCAACAGAUCGGCCUUACUUUUUCACAUUGGAAAAUUUCGCGAUAGUGUUAGAGAUAUUGACAGAGCCUUGCAGCAAGACGUUUCUGACAGCUUAAAAAUAAAGUUACUUUGCCGAAAAGCUAAAUGUUUAGUGUUACUCAAUAUUCAUGACUUGGAUCCUUUGUCAGAAGCUAAAGAAUUAUUAAAAACAGUGAGCUGUCAAAAACAGAAUUUAACUUUGUCGAAUUUAGUUCUCAAAACUGAAAAGUUUUUAAUCGAUAAAAGGGAAGAUUUGUUUGAUAAACCAUGUGCAUCCAAUUUAGGAGGAAAAUCUCCAUGUUUCUUGAGUAGUUACUCGGAUUCGACAAUUCAUGAUGACAACAAAGAUCCUAUUCAAGAAGAAGUAAAACAUAUUUUAGAAAAAAAAAAUCAUUCUAAUGUGUUAGAUUUAGUCACUGUACAAUAUAAUCGCAAAUAUGGUAGACACAUGAUAGCUAAUCAAAAUAUUGCACCUGGAGAAAUAAUAAUAGUUGAAGAUAUAUAUGUUAAAGUAAUUAAUUUAGAGAAUAAACAUGUUUUCUGUGGUCAUUGCUUACAAACAGCCUGGUCAGGGAUUCCAUGUGAUUAUUGUACUUGGUGCAUUUUUUGUUCAGAAAAAUGUAAAGAACAAUCAUUACAACAGUACCAUAAAAAAGAGUGCCUAGUCAUCAGUUAUAUGCUGCACAUUGGUGCAAAUUAUACUGAUCAUCGAUUAGCAUUACGCAGUAUCUUAAUGGCUAUAAACGAAUAUGGAAGUAUUACUAAACUCAUGGAACGUGUAAAAGAACUUGAUAAUAUGAAAGAAGAAACAAUGAAAGGUAUUCAAAAUGGAAAAAAAAGUAGUAAAAUAUUUGAAGGCAUAUAUUCUUUGGCUAGUAUUGAUACCAAAGAACAGAUAGAUAAUAGUUUAGAUAUUACUAUUUUAUGUUUGAUUAUUUUAACUAAGACCUCUUCUUUAUUUGGCAAGAGUUCAAAUUUUUACAAGAAAGAGCACUUUCAUUCAAACGAGGAGAUAAUUUUCAUUGGUUACUUAUUAAUGAAACUGUUAGCAAUAAGUAGAAUCAAUGCUCAUUCUAUAAUGGAAGGUGUAGAUUGCAGACAUUCAAAAACAUCUACACAGUGCAGUGUAGAUUUAUGCUGUGAUAGAGGAGCAUGUAUAGCUACUUACUCUAGUCUUGUCAAUCACAGUUGUCACCCAAACAUACGAAAAUGUUUUACAAAGGAUAUGCAAAUUGUUAUUUAUGCUAUUCGACCGAUACAAAAAUAUUCACAACUCUUUGAUUGCUAUAUUGGAAGUUUUCAAGAAACACCUAAAGACACAAGACAAAGCAAAUUGAUUUCAACUUAUAAUUUUACAUGUAUGUGCAUUGCUUGUAAAAAUAAUUGGCCAAAUAUUCUGCUUGAUAAGCAUGCACUCACUUCAAUUUGUAAUCAAAGCGAUAAUAAAAAAGAACUGGAAAUUUUAGAAGAAUAUGGAAAUUUGAUGGAUUGGCAUGACUUAAAAUCUGAUCAGAUUGAUUUAAAAACAGUACAAAGAUUAUCUCAAGCUAUUGAAAAAUCUUCAAAAUUAUUAACUCAACCUUCAUUCAUAACAUCCAGGCUAAUGGCAUCAUUAGCCUCAACAAUUGAUUGUAUUUUUGGUAUAAAAUUGCAACUAACAGAUGAAUGCAUUGAUUCUUAAGUAGAAUUCUUUAUUUAAUCAAAAUAUCCAUUGUAAGCAAAUAUUUUCAAUGUACUUAUGAAAUAUGUUUUGGUAUGAAUAAAUACUAAAUAAAUUUGAUUUGUAAAAA